AUGAGGUCCAUUCAUCUUCUGUCUUGGCUUGCUUCAGCCGUUCAGCUACUUGCACAACCCCAUAACAAAAAUGAUGGCUUCCACGUACGUCCUUUCAAUAUUGACCUUGGCGAUCACGUACCCCGUAUGCUCGAUCUAGUGAAGAAUACGCGCCUACCAGCACACGAAGACCCAGCAGCUAAAGAUAGCUACAACAUAACCCUAUCUACGGGCAUUUCAUUGUCGACCCUCAAACAAUUACAGACUCAGUGGAUCACGAGUUUUGAUUGGGAGAAGGAGCAAGUUGCCAUGAAUCGGUUGAACCACUUCACCGUCAAGAUCGAGAGCCAAACUGUCCACUUUGUUCACACGAAAGCAAACGAUCCCGACUCGAUCCCCAUUUUGCUACUACACGGAUGGCCAGGGUCCUUCUUGGAAAUGGUGCCACUGAUCGACGAGCUGAACAAGAGGCGGAAGGAAACAGGGGGCAAACAGAGGUUCAAUAUCGUUAUUCCAUCACUUCCGGGCUUUGGGUUCUCCUCAGCCCCCCCUGCGAACUGGACUGUUGACGAUACCGCCCGUAUUCUGAACACUCUUAUGGAUAAAGUUCUGGGAUACCCUCACUAUGCGGUCCAUGCCACGGAUUAUGGAGCUAGCGUUGCGUACUCGGCAUACGACCAAUUCAACCAGACAGUGCGAGCGGCUCAUCUGGUGUUUCUUCCAUUUCGGGGUCUGACGAGUGAAGAAAUAAAAGAUCAAGGCAUCACUUUGUCUGCAGGUGAAGAGGUCGCCCAACAGAGACUUCUCGACUGGCAGUCUGCUGGAAAUUCGUACGCUCUUCAGCAUGCUACAAAGCCAAACACCAUUGGUCUUUCUCUCUAUGAUAACCCCAUUGGGCAGCUUUCCUGGAUAGCGGAGAAGUUCAUCUCUUGGUCGGAUCCACGGCAAGGGACGGGGUCUUCUCUUGUCACACACCAUGAAAUUCUUCGACAAGUAUCACUUUACUAUCUCACUCAGACCUUCGUCUCAUCGGUCUACAUGUAUAAUCAAAACCCGAACGGCUUCUAUCCUGUCUAUACGAAAGCCAGAACGGACGCUCCUCUGCUGUUCACGAACUUUAAGUACAAUGUUGGCUUCUGGCCUGAGGAGGUAGUUAAACAGGUUGGCAAUUUGGUAUCAUACACUUUCCAAGACUUUGGUGGCCAUUUUCCGGCUCUAGAUAGCCCCUCAGUCCUGGCUGCUGAUAUUCGAAGAAUCCAUAAAUAUUGGAAGGAUUAA
Fusarium keratoplasticum is the source of this 1257-nucleotide messenger RNA. RefSeq names its product EHN domain-containing protein. The transcript is spliced from 5 exons. Gene Ontology annotation, biological process: epoxide metabolic process. Gene Ontology annotation, molecular function: epoxide hydrolase activity. The record is from RefSeq and is a predicted model, not a curated record. Bases 1 to 1257 code for a protein of 418 amino acids. NCBI's taxonomy places the organism in Eukaryota, Fungi, Ascomycota, Sordariomycetes, Hypocreales, Nectriaceae.